GAAAGGGAAAAGAAGAUAAUAUGGUAAUUUAGAAAGAGAGGAAAAAGAUAAUGGUAAUUUAUGGCCCAAGUUCAUCGCUGUACUGUGGAUGGUGGAGGCCUUUCCUUCAGGUUGAGGCAGAGGGCAAUUGGCACAGUAAUAAUAGGUGCAGCAGCAAUUGUUCCAACAAGAACAAUAUGCGUAGUAGGAAAAGAAGCAUCGCUUGCAAAUUGGACCUCAGUAGAGCAUGCCGCAGCUACAGUCUGGCUCUAGCACUUACUACCUUUCUCUCAGUUACUGCGGUAAUAGCUUCUGUGGCAACAGCAGAUGCAACUCCUGAACCGGAGACUCUAUCUAACAUACCCCAAACAUUGUCCGGUGAGUGCCCGUUGCCCAAAGACUGCAAGAAACCUAAAAUACAGAAACCCAAGUCAAGGAAAGCCGAAACCUGCACAAUCAAGUGUGUCACUACUUGCAUCCGAGGCGGUCAAGGCUCUCCUGGCGAAGGCCCCCUUAAUGUCAUAAGACCUCUCGUUGUUUUCAAGCAAGGGUUCCGUACUCGUCAAUACUGCAGUUGGGAUCCAUCCAUAAACCCAAAACCGCCUUGUUAUGGUGACAUUCCCAAUUGGGUGGGCUUGGUUUGUAAGAAUGAUAGGGUUUGGGGCUUGCGUCUCGAGAGAAUGGGACUAGGCGGCAUCCUCAACAUGGAAUUUCUCAGUUCAAUGCCGGCUCUGCGGACGCUUAGCCUGAUGAACAAUACCUUUGUGGGUCCCUUGCCCAACGUCAAGAUGUUGACAAAUUUGAGGUCCCUUUACUUGUCCUAUAAUCAUUUCUCAGGACAAAUACCUGACAAUGUUUUUGCGGGUUUGCAUAAACUGAGGAAAGUGUAUUUGGCCAAUAACGAGUUCACAGGUAAAAUUCCUUCCUCCCUUGCUACUUUGCCUAGUCUCCUCAUCCUCAGGCUCGACUCAAACAAGUUUGAAGGCCAAAUCCCCCAGUUUCAACACAAUAAUUUGACGAUUAUUAACCUCUCCAACAAUGACUUGGAGGGUCCCAUCCCGAUCAAUCUACGCAACUUUGACGCCGCCUCCUUUAGUGGCAACCAGGGUCUUUGUGGGCCACCUCUGACGAAUAAGUGCCAAGAGGCAAGCGCGGAGACUACUGGGAAAAUGCGCGUUCUGAAAAUAUUACUUGCUGUGAUCGUGAUAGCAUUGAUAGUAGCCAUCCUGAUUGCAGCGUUAGUGAUAUGUCGCUUGAGGUCACAGUCACAUAAGCACCCUGCAACUGAUGAGGCCUCAAUGUUCCAGGGGCAGGCCUCCAACAAAUACGUUCCUCCCGUUUAUGUAAAAACCAAAAGCCUAGCGGAUCACUAUGAUGCUAGUCCUAAGAAGGUGUCGGGUAACAUACAUGGACAUGGACAUGGACAUUCUAAGAGGGGGGAACAAGGCAGCAAACUGACAUUCCUCCGGCAUGACGGACUUAAGUUUGAUUUGCAAGAUUUGCUGAAGGCCUCCGCAGAAAUUUUAGGCAGUGCCUCAUUUGGGUCUUCCUACAAGGCUGUGGUUUUGGAUGGUCAAGCCGUGGUUGUCAAGAGGUACAAGCAAAUGAACAACGUGCCAAGAGAGGAGUUCCAUGAGCAUAUGAGAAGACUAGGCAACCUCAACCAUCCCAAUCUUCUCCCUCUCCUCGCCUAUUAUUAUAGAAAAGAAGAGAAGCUCUUACUUUCAGCCUUUGUUCAUAAUGGUUGCUUAGCCAGCCAUCUUCACGGUAACCAUAACUAUCAAAAGCCAGGGCUUGAUUGGCCAACUCGCUUGAAAAUUGUCAAAGGUGUAGCCAAGGGUUUGGCUUACCUAUACAACGCACUCCCAAGUUUGACUGUGCCUCAUGGUCAUCUCAAAUCUUCCAAUGUGCUUUUGGAUGAAUCUUUUGAGCCCCUACUCACUGAUUAUGCCCUCAGUCCUGUGAUCAACCUUGACCAUGCCCAACAAAUCAUCAUGCCUUACAAAUCUCCGGAGUAUGCUCAACUUGGCCGCAUUACAAAGAAGACUGAUGUGUGGAGUUUCGGGAUUCUUAUAUUGGAGAUCUUGACUGGAAAAUUCCCCGAGAACUAUCUUACACACAGGCAUAAUAGUGAUUCUGACAUAGCCAAUUGGGUAAAUACCAUGAUUACUGAGAAGCGCACUAGUGAUGUGUUUGAUAUAGAGAUGGGAGGAAUUGGAAAUAGUAAAGCUGAAUUGCUCAAACUCCUAAAGAUUGGCUUGAGUUGUUGUGAGGAGAAUGUGGAAAGAAGGUUGGAUAUCAAGGAAGCUCUUGAGCAGAUUGAAGACUUGAAGGAGGGUGAAAAUGAUCAUGGAGAAUACUCUUCCACCCUCAUCACCACCGAAAGGGAUGCUUACAGAGCUGUAUGAAUUGUCGCUCACAUUUUUUCUUCAUCAUAGCUGUUUCACUGGGACUUUAUUUGGAAGCUAUCAAAUUGUACGCGUGGAAGCUGGCUUUCCCCAUGAAGAUGAAUAUAUGCUAUUAAUUAAACUUGAAUUCUUUUAAUUUAGUUUUUGUGUCUAUUUGUUUUCUUGUUAAUCACAUAUCAUAGGUAUUUACAG
Messenger RNA from Abrus precatorius (Indian licorice), 2579 nucleotides. RefSeq names its product pollen receptor-like kinase 4. Gene Ontology annotation, biological process: protein phosphorylation. The record is from RefSeq and is a predicted model, not a curated record. Gene Ontology annotation, molecular function: protein binding; ATP binding; protein kinase activity. The transcript is spliced from 5 exons. NCBI's taxonomy places the organism in Eukaryota, Viridiplantae, Streptophyta, Magnoliopsida, Fabales, Fabaceae. Bases 51 to 2387 code for a protein of 778 amino acids.